Erythranthe guttata (spotted monkey flower) is the source of this 1388-nucleotide messenger RNA. RefSeq names its product galactinol synthase 1. The record is from RefSeq and is a predicted model, not a curated record. Lineage: Eukaryota; Viridiplantae; Streptophyta; Magnoliopsida; Lamiales; Phrymaceae. Gene Ontology annotation, molecular function: glycosyltransferase activity.
AAGCCUUGCCAUUCAAGCUCAGGAGAACAAACAUAAGGCAAAGUAGAGUUGGCAGCUUAUUACACAAGUGUAAUAGCAUUUGCCCGCCUCCUACUUUCCCAAAAAAAAAAUAAAAAAAAAUCCGACCAAUAACAUCUCGACAAAUGGCACCAGUCGUACCGGCAGAAGUUUUCUCCAGCGCCGGGAAAAUCCCAGCCAACGAUUCGAAAAAGGGGUACGUAACAUUCUUGGCUGGCUCGGGUGACUAUUGGAAAGGAGUGGUGGGAUUGGCCAAGGGUUUGAGGAAGGUGAAAAGUGCUUACCCUCUCGUGGUGGCUAUCUUGCCGGAUGUUCCGGAAGACCACCGCGAGAUUCUCCGGUCACAGGGUUGCAUUGUCAAGGAGAUUGUCCCUAUCUACCCACCGGACAACCAGAUUCAGUUCGCCAUGGCUUACUACGUCAUCAACUACUCCAAGCUUCGCAUAUGGGACUUUGAGGAGUACAGCAAGAUGGUGUACCUCGAUGCGGACAUACAAGUUUACGAGAACAUUGACCACCUACUCGACACACCAAACGGAUACUUCUACGCAGUGAUGGACUGCUUCUGCGAGAAAACAUGGAGCCACUCUAAGCAGUACUCGAUUGGCUACUGCCAGCAGUGCCCCAAUAAGGUGACGUGGCCCGCUGGUAUGGGGGCCCCACCUCCACUGUACUUCAACGCUGGGAUGUUUGUCUACGAGCCUAACAAAACCACUUACGAGAACCUUCUAGAAACUCUCAAAAUCACUACACCCACACCCUUUGCUGAGCAGGAUUUCUUGAAUAUGUUCUUCGAGAAAACUUACAAACCGAUUCCUCUGAUCUACAACCUCGUUCUUGCUAUGCUGUGGCGCCACCCCGAAAAUGUCGAGCUUGAGAAAGUUCAAGUCGUUCACUACUGCGCUGCUGGAUCGAAGCCAUGGAGGUACACUGGAGAAGAAGCUAACAUGGACAGAGAAGACAUCAAAAUGCUUGUGAAGAAAUGGUGGGAUGUUUACGACGAUGCUUCACUCGAUUUCAAGGCUGAAGAUUCUGUUGCAGGCUCAAGGCCAUCAAUCAUGGCUUCCAUGCCUGAACCCGCAGUUUCAUACAUCCCUGCCCCUUCUGCUGCUUAAGCAGAAGAAAAACAAAACACUGAAGCCACGGAGUUCUUAUGCGAAUUCGGUGCAACUCGGUUUUUAUCCUAUUGACUACUUUCUUUUUCAUUUUGAUUUGGUAGGCUACUUGGCCUAUGUUUUUGGUGUGUGACUGAACAAUAAUCGUAAGUUUGGGUUUUCGGUUUGAUUUUCGCAGUAUGUACUAAGCAGUAAAGGAAUAUGUAAUUGUUUCUACUGCAGUUAUUAUAAAAAUGGUUCUUAUAUUAUUAUAUA